This is a messenger RNA of Anopheles coluzzii, 1308 nucleotides long. RefSeq names its product troponin C, isoallergen Bla g 6.0101-like. The transcript has 6 exons. Bases 141 to 656 code for a protein of 171 amino acids. Gene Ontology annotation, molecular function: calcium ion binding; enzyme regulator activity. Lineage: Eukaryota; Metazoa; Arthropoda; Insecta; Diptera; Culicidae. The record is from RefSeq and is a predicted model, not a curated record.
AUUCGAUUGAUUUGCGUUUCAUUCGCUUCCACGUGCUCGACUGCCGCGGGUGUGCUGCCGUUGUGUUGCAAAACAAUUAACGUUUCUUUUCCAGUCGUCACUGUCUUCCCCACCCCACCCCGCCGAAAACCGCCUAUACAAUGUCGGACACAGCGUCGGAAGCGGGCGAAAGUACGAGCUCGGGCGCAGGAAAGGAACUGAGCAAAGAUCAGUUGAAAGUGCUGCGUGAUGCGUUCAAUGCGUUCGAUAAGGAGAAGACGGGCAGCAUCCCGACCGACGUCGUCGGCACGAUUCUCGAGCUGCUCGGCCACAAGCUGUCGGAGGAGGAGCUGGACGAGGUGAUCGAGGAGUACGAUGAGGACGAGUCGGGCCAGCUGGAGUUUGAGGAGUUUGUGGCGCUCGCCUCGAACUACGUCGAGCCGGAGGAGGACUACGAGGCGCUGCGCAAGGAGCUGCGCGAGGUGUUCAUGAUGUACGACAAGGAUGCGAAGGGAUACCUCCCGGUGGAAGAGUUCAAAGCGAUCCUGCGCGAGCUGGACGGUGCCGUGCCGGAGGAGGAGCUGGACGACAUCGUUGACGAGAUUGAUGCCGACGGAUCGGGCACGGUAGACUUUGAGGAGUUUAUGGAAGUCAUGACAGCCGACUACUACGCGUAAAACACCUGCGCUGGCAUAUGGGGCAUAUCUUGGCGUAGCUGCAAACGAGCGCGAACGAAACACCAGCGCUCUGAUGACGCACAGCAACCAGCACCUCCUCCCAUACGUGCAGCAUUUGGAGUAGACGAGGCAACCCGAUGCUGUGCAGCUGACACACACACACACUUUAGCAGAACAAUCCAUCCACCAAGUACAACAGUCGGGCCCGAGAGGACGACCGAUGCGUUUGUGUGUCUGUAGUGUAGAAACCAAGAGCACGCUUACUAAGAUGCUUACCGAGACAAAGUCAAGCAUAGAGACUAGAUAAUUAGUAUACCAAAGACACACAAGGGGAGACAGAGAGAGAGAGAGAAAUAGACUUUGGAGUGGUUUCGUUUUUCCGCUUGCCGCAUUUCUGUGAAUCAUCCACCGGCAGCAGGAUAGGCGAAGGCUUAGCCACUAAUGUUUCAUGUUCAUUCUCGCAAAAUCAUAUCUUACACAGGUUCACCGCGCCUUUACCACGCUUUACCACGCGUUUUGCGUUGUGCAAGGUCUUGUCAACUGAACUGAAAAUAAAUAUUUCAUGCGUUUUAGGAUAAUAUAACCUGGUUGUCUUCACGUUGGAAUGAAAGGAAGUGUGGAGUGAACGUAUGGGGACAAGAGGACAGGCGCA